CAUGUACUACGCAAUCCAGAAGUGCCUUCGGAGCGAAAAAGGAACAAAGGAAGAAAAGGGGGCAUUGUGCUGUUGGAUGUUUCUGGUUAAAGAACCUCAGUUGUAGAUUCCAAAUUUGAAAUGUGUUCUCAUUGUAAUAUUUUCAGUCAUUUGAACUUAUUUUCCCAGCAUCUAACUACAGCAGAGAAGAGAAUCUUUGCGAAAUAGAAAGACUUUAUGGCCUUAAGUUUGAUAAUAAAUCAGUUGUGGUCAGGAGGGAAUGACACCUGGAUCAAAAGCCAGAAUUCUAAGGCAAUUAAAGCCAGUGUUGGAUGCACUCAAGCAGAGCGAGCUUGGAGUUGCCUGGAGUUAACACAGAUGUUGCUGUGUUGUGUGGUGCUCCUGCGUGAGGCAGUGAAAGCUAAAGUGUGUCAGUGUAGCACUGAGACACAUACACAGGCUGGGGUUGUUGAGGUACCAGUGGAUAGGGGUCUUUUGGCACACAAGGAGCAGAACAUCUGGCAGUGCAGUAACCAUGUCAGGGAGGGAGAGACUGUCCUCUUGAGUGGUUCUCUGGAUAAAGUAACUUAAGUUGGAGUGUAUGAAUAAGCUGGCUUAAUAGUUGAAUAUGACUUGAUAAAUUCUCAUGUAGUCUCCCUAUAUUGAAAUGCUUAUUUUAAAUCAAAUGUAGCUGGUUUGGGCAUCCUGUUCUUUUCCAGCAUCUUCCCUUCUCUCAAGUCUGAAACAUUUCCGAAUGUCUGCCCUCUCGGAACCGCUUCCUCUUGCCUCAUAACUUGGAGUAUUGUUUUACAGCCCAGAACGAGACUUCGCCAGUAGCAGUCCUCCCAAGCUAGCGAAUUUUAGCCAUAGCUGUUUUUUGUACUAAACCCAAAUAAACUCGCACAAACUCGCUCGGCCGCCGCCGUCCCUCCCUGCGUGCGGGGCCGCCGGGCCGCCAGGGGGCGCGCGCCCGCGCCGCUCCGCCGCCCUUUCCGCCGCCUCGGACGCCGCCAUCGCCGGGACGCCGCGCCGCUCCGCGCCAUGUCGUCGCACAAGACGUUCAAGAUCAAACGCUUCCUCGCCAAGAAGCAGAAGCAGAACCGGCCCAUCCCGCAGUGGAUUCGCAUGAAAACCGGCAAUAAGAUCAGGUACAACUCCAAAAGGAGACACUGGAGGAGGACCAAGCUGGGCUUGUAAAGAGAGACUGUCCCCUGGGAGCUCUAAGGAACAUUGGUCUUUCUGUGUCGGAUCGAUAACACCCUCAAGUCAUUCCUUCUGUGGUGCUGGAGUGCAGUCCCCAGUGUGGGGUUUUUAUAAGCUGGUCUGGGAUGUUGAUGUUAACUGGGAAAAUCUUUGUAUCUGAAACAUGGAGACUGUGUUCUAUAGUGUUCUUUCAGGCAUCACCGUGAGCAUUGACACUGCACAGGCUUACUAAUAAACAUGGACCUGAAUGAC
Molecule: messenger RNA, 1434 nt
Organism: Lonchura striata (white-rumped munia)
Lineage: Eukaryota; Metazoa; Chordata; Aves; Passeriformes; Estrildidae
Gene: RPL39
Product: ribosomal protein L39
Biological process (GO): translation
Cellular component (GO): ribosome; cytosolic large ribosomal subunit
Molecular function (GO): structural constituent of ribosome
Source: RefSeq, a predicted model, not a curated record